AUGUUCAGGGAGUCGUUCUGGAGUCCCGCGCCGCCGCGCGACUCGCUUCCCAAGCCGUUCACGUUUAAGAAGCCCGAGGGCAACGGUGCUGCUGCCAACAUCUCGCUCGUUCUCGUCGCAAUUCUUGCGACCGUAGGCAUAGCCAUUGCGCUGGCCAUGGUGUCCAUGCCACUCCUGGGGCUCAUCGAGUCGUACUUCACAGGAGAACCCGCCAGCCUCCCCGCGCUCUUCCCCCACCCGUACUCCCCGUUCGCCUACAUGGGUGGAGGUGGGGAGGAGUCCAUGAUGGUCACUGGCGGCUUUGACUCGGGCCUCAAUUGGGGUUGUGCCGAUGGGGAGAACUGCCAUCUCUCCAAGGUUCUUCUAGCAGCGGCGCUUGGCUUGUCCGCGCUGCUCAUCCUACUCAUGUGCCUUGCGUUUUUUGUGGAUAAGGUUCUAUCCAGAAUGCUGGGGCAUACCAUUCAAGCUCUCACACAACAUCAACUAAAAAGAAGGCCGUCAGAGAGCCAUAUUGGUAUCGACUGGAAAUUUCGGCUGUAUGGCAUGCGCCAAAUUUGCCGCAUGUGGAAAGGUGGACGAGUGGAGUUACUAGCAGGAAGUCCAGCAGGCUAUGAAGUGAGACAUAGAGGCAUGACAUUCUCGUUAUAG
Molecule: messenger RNA, 648 nt
Organism: Closterium sp. Naga37s-1
Lineage: Eukaryota; Viridiplantae; Streptophyta; Zygnematophyceae; Desmidiales; Closteriaceae
Source: the annotation of a GenBank genome assembly